Molecule: messenger RNA, 964 nt
Organism: Temnothorax curvispinosus
Lineage: Eukaryota; Metazoa; Arthropoda; Insecta; Hymenoptera; Formicidae
Exons: 4
Coding region: 360-701 (113 amino acids)
Source: RefSeq, a predicted model, not a curated record
CGUGCGUUCUCGCGCGCUACUCGAUCGGAGAGGCGCGGCUUCAACGCACGCCGCGCGCCAUACGCACAUCGGAAAGUUACGCAGCUCCGAAACGCGAACGUAACGCGGGGCUUCGCGUUUCCUUGCUUUUACGUAACCCCCUAGGAUCCCGAGCAACUUUGCUCUCCCACCCCGUGCAAUUUCACCGGGUGGUUUUGGCCAUCGCCGUGUCCGUCCUUUAUAAGCGGAAACCCCGACGAUCAAAACACAGAAUCGUAUCGGCAACACAGUUCGCAAACAGCGCAGAGCACGCACAGCCGUCGUCCGCCGCGAAUUUUCACGGAGUAACGAUCGAUCGAUUAAGACAGACAGAGUCGAAGAUGCGCUCCCACACCAUCGCUUUGCUCGUGUUCGGAAUAAUGGCCGUGGCUUUGGCAUCGCCGCUGCCGGGUCAUCAUCAUGAACAUCAUAUUAUCCACGUGCCCUAUAAGGUGCACACGAUCCAUCAUCAUCACACGAAGAAGAUACACGUGCCGGUACAUCACGUCGAGAAGGUCCCCGUUCCUGUUCCGUAUCCGGUGCAUCAUGUCGAGAAGGUAGCGGUCCCGGUACCUGUACACCAUGUCGAAAAAGUGGCCGUACCUGUCCCAGUCAUACAGAAGGUUCACGUCCCUGUACACAUACCCAUACAUGAGGAGAAGUUAAGCCAUGGCUGGCUUUGAAACGGAAUACUUUAUCUUCAGUUUUAAUUAUGUUAGGUUAUCGUACAAGGUGGAGCUCGAGUAAGUAAACGCUAAUAAAAUGCAUUCCUCAUUACGGAUCCAUUGAUAAGAAGUUUCCUCGUGGAAUACAAAAGUGGACGAUACCAAUCAAGUACAAAAAUCACUCGCGCCAUCGAGAGCAGCAUUUAAGGAUUUAGCAUAAGAAAAAUACUCCGUAUGCAUGCGUGUGUAUUCAGAACGAAGAUACUUGUACAUACUUUACA